This is a messenger RNA of Patella vulgata (common limpet), 6053 nucleotides long. Its product is annotated as protein-L-isoaspartate O-methyltransferase domain-containing protein 1. Gene Ontology annotation, biological process: protein modification process. The transcript is spliced from 5 exons. Lineage: Eukaryota; Metazoa; Mollusca; Gastropoda; Patellidae. Gene Ontology annotation, molecular function: protein-L-isoaspartate (D-aspartate) O-methyltransferase activity. The record is from RefSeq and is a predicted model, not a curated record. Bases 155 to 1882 code for a protein of 575 amino acids. Gene Ontology annotation, cellular component: cytoplasm.
AUCCAGGGUUUGUUGUUGUUUUGAUGUACAGCUGAGCCAGACUGAUGAAAAUACGUCUGACAGUGACAGAAGAAAAAAACAGUUAGCCUGCAUUCAGCGGAAUAUUUACUAUUUAGCUGUGCAGAUUUGAUAUCUCAAUUGAACCACAACAAUAAUGGGAGGAGCUGUGAGUUCAGGCUCCGAUAAUAAUGAUCUUGUUGAUAAUUUGGUGGAGGCAAAUUAUAUAAAAAGUCCUGAUGUAGAACGUGUUUUUAGAGCCGUAGACAGAGCUGAUUACUACCUAGAAGAACAUAGAGAAGGUGCAUAUAAAGAUCUUGCAUGGAAACAUGGACAUAUUCACAUGUCGGCACCAUGUAUAUAUUCUGAGGUUCUAGAAUCCCUUCUACUACAACCAGGAUUGUCAUUCUUAAACCUUGGAAGUGGCACUGGUUACCUUAGCACCAUGAUUGGUCUUAUAUUGGGUCCGUAUGGUGUAAACCAUGGUAUUGAGAUACAUGAAGAUGUGGUACAAUAUGCUAGAGAAAGAUUGGAACAUUUUAAAAAGACUAGUACAUGUUUUGAUGAUUUUGACCUCUGUGAACCACAAUUUGAAACAGGCAAUUGUCUACAAUUGGUACCAGGCCAACUGUAUGAUAGGGUGUAUUGUGGUGCUGCUUGUCCUCAGGAACAUGAGAAUUACAUGAAAAAUCUGAUUUCAAUCAAUGGUAUACUUGUCAUGCCUUUGAAUGACCAGCUACAGCAAAUUCGCAGAACAGGAGAUACUACAUGGGAAGUCAAGAAUGUUCUUCCUGUCUCAUUUGCUUCAUUGGUAAUUCCAAAUACAGAUUCUGCUGUGACGUCAGUGGAACUUCCCUGUUCUCAGUUCUUGCCACUAAAAGCAGCAUGCCGAUUGUCUAUCAGAAGAACGAUCAGGACUAAAAUACAUCUUGAUUAUCCAGAAUUGACUAAAGUAAACAAACAAAAGAAAAAGAAAAUCAAAAGUUCAAGCCGCAAAAGAAGGAUCAACAUCGUGCCUAUGAAUAUGGGAAUGAUGAUUUUACGUCAGUAUGAUGACAGUGAGGAGAGUGAUGAUGAUGGAUUUAGUCGUCAAUUACGUAAUUUGCGCCAAUCACAUCCGCGUGUAGUAGAAGAAGAUAGUGGUGAGCAUUCCGAUCAUGCUGAUGAAAUAGACAAUAACAUCUCAGAUCUUGAAAUGACAAAAUCAGAAAAUUCCAAGGAAGUUCACAUUGCAAAUCAAAAUGAAUCCAAAAGCAAAGAAGAUGCGAUUGAUAAUGUAAAAGAUGUUGAUGAAAUGGGAGAAAGUUCAUCAAAUAUCAAAUGGCAGUAUCCAUCGGUUAGAAUUGACAGAUCAGAACCAGAUUCAACAGAAUUCGGAGAAAAAGCACAGAAAUUUAAUGAUAACCAUUGUUGUCAUUCUCCAGCCAACCAGUCCAGUGAAUGUGCUCAAUCUACUAGCAAUGGAAAGAUUGCAGAAAACGGACAUUCAAAAUGCAAAAAUGUCAAGUCUGUUUCAACUGAUGAGUCAGAUGAUGAUAAUAUAGACUUUGACAUACUUGAAAUGUUGAAUCGAAAUAGAUCUGUCAUGCGCAGUUUAAGCCCUCCACGAAAAAUCAGAUAUUCCUCGAAUACAAGUGCAGACACAUCAGAAACCUCAGGGUUUGGAUCUUUAGGUGACGAACCUUCAGAAGUUGAUUCUUGUCACAGCAGUGACAAACCAUCACCGAGUAGUAGUGUUGGGGAUGAAGGGAUGGAUUGUACAGAAGAGGAAAUACCACCACCACAACCACCUAAAGAUAAUAUAUGCACCUAUAUGAAGGGAAGAAUAAAUGAACUACCCAUUCCUGCUACACUCAAAUCAUAUCUCGUCUAUUACAGACAAUAACUUGCAAAUUAACAGUAUACGCCUUGUAAUUUUUUUAAUGUUUGCAAAAUUAUAACUUAGUUUUAAGCUGCAGCCGGUGUGUGUGUAUUAAUGGCUGACUAAAUAUUAUUGCAUUUCUGAUCAUCUGAUCAUAUAGUUUCAUGUACAUUUACCAUUAACCGAUGGUUUGGAAUAUAAGUGACCGUAAAUAACAGUGAUUUGCAGUGUGGUCCUUUUUGAUAAGAAAGACUUGUUUUGUUAAGAAUGAUAAAGUUCUAUAUAUUUGACUUGUUGAUAUCCGUAUACUGUUAUGGGCCAAUUGUUCGAUUUUUGUGAUUAUGUUUUGAUGUGACCAAAGUCAGCUUGUGUCUUUUUUUCUAUUUAUAGUUUGUUUUGAGAGCCAUGCUUUAAAAUGUUUAGUUCAUCUGACAGAAAAUUUCUUGAGACCAUGUAAAUAGGCCUUGUGAUUUUAAAUCAAUGCAGAUUGUUGUAGGAUUUCGUAAAAAGAUAAUAAUAAAAUACUGUUUGGGGUCAAGAUCAGACUAGCCAGAAUGCUGUUAGGAGGGAUAUUAGGUCACUUGUCUGUUUACUGCAAAUCCAAAACGGAAUAAAAUUUUUGUUGUUGUUUAUUACAAAUUUAAUAUCCAGAUAUAUUGUAUUAAAAGUUAAAAUUGUAAUAAACAACAACCAAAGGAUUUAAUAGGUACCAGUAGCUAGUCCUGUCUAAUGGUUUUUGGCUUUGUUUCGAUUUACUCGUGUCAUGGUUUGGCUUAGUACCUUACUUCUUUUAGUAACAAUAUAAGGAUCUUUUACUGUGAUUUUUUUGCAAACAAAACAGUAGCCAUACAUGAUAAACAAUACUGUAUUCAAACUAAUAAUCAGUAAAAAAAUAAAAUGAUGUAAAUAAAUAACUAGAGCAAAACAAAACAUAAACAUGAUAUAUCAAUUCUCAGCUGAGAUAUAAAGAAAAGGUAUCAUAUAAAAACUGGGAACCAAAUAACUAUGUAAAUUUGAACCAAGAUAAACAAAUUCAUUGCAUUUAGUUGAAACAUUUCAAGUAUAUGUACUUAAAAAAAAAAUAGAAAAUAAUUAUUUAUUUUUUUGUCAGUUAGCGUGAGGUUGGGUGGCCUAAUGGUUUAACUGUAUGUGCGUUAGAUCAAAAGGUCUGUCAUUGAGUCAAAUGGCAUGGCUUUGAUUCCUAGUUUGUGUCAAGUGGAUGUUAAACCCCAUAUCUCUCUCUCUCUCUCUCUCUCUAGUCGGUUAUCAGAUCCCACACAAUAAGAUUGCAACACAAAAUCUUGUUUGAUCAUUUCUCAUGUAUUGUUUAUUGAUAAGUCUAAAACAAUUACAUAAUGUCAUUAUUUAAUCCUUAUAUAUAGCCUAUAUAUAGUUCUAGUCAUACUACUUUGUAUUGUUUACACUAUUACAGCAUUAGGGAUGGUUCAGUCAUCAACAGACAACUGAUUAAUUCCUAUCUUAUUGUAAGCAUAUGAAGAGUUUGUUUCUCAAAUGUGACAGUAUCAAUUAUCAGAUUUUUACAGGAAACCACACCCCGGCAAUACUAUACAAUAAACAAAAUAGGUUGCGUAUGUAUUAUAUUGUAAAAGUUAUUUUAAUGACUACCACAAUGCCUAAACUAGUUAGGAUGGAGACAUUUUCCAAUUUAGUAUCAAACUUAAGAUGGAGGUCGCUUACGAUUCGAUAAUUGCAAAUUAGUAAUUACUUAUAAAACCUUCCACAUAAAAUUUAAUUGAUAUGAAGAAAAAAUUAUUGUCAUUAAAGUGAAUUUGCCCCAUUUUGGAAACAAUCUCAUCAUACAUUAAUUAAUUUAAAAGUAUUCAGUUGAAAUUUAGCAGUUUAAAAUGAAAACUUUGUAAAUAAACAGACCAUGUCUUUCAAUGUUUGUAGUGUUCUUCUGGAGUGAAAGAAAAGUCUUACCUUGAUGCAAGAAGGUUCAUGUACAUAAAAAUUAUACCAUAAAAGAUAAUAUAUAUAAUAUAAAAGAUAAUAUAUAUCAUAUAAAUGAAUAUAAGUUUAAAGAUGCAUUAUGUAAGAGGUAAAUCUGCCUAUUGCAGGACUUUUUUCUAGCUUCAAAUGUUACAUAAUUUUCCGUCCGUCUGCCUGUCCGUCACACUUUUUGGGACACAGUAACACUCCUUCUAAUUGAGGUAGAAUGUUCAAACUUGGUGUAGGUGUUUAUUAGGUCAAUGCUUUGAUGGACUGCAAAGAUGAGCAUUUUCUGCUUAGGGUAAGCAGAGAUAGCAAUUUGAUUGGUUGAUGCUUUGGGACACGAUGACUUUAGUUCUAAUUAAGUGAGAAUGAUAAAACUAGGUGGAUAGUUUCAUUACAUCAGUACCUUGACUAAGUUCGAUAAUGAGCAUUUUCUGCUACGGGCAAGCAGAGCGAUAAGCAAUUUGAUUGGUUGAGACUUUGGAACACAAUACCUCUCCUAUAAUUGAGGCAGAAUGUUCAAACUUGAGCGAUAAGCUAGACAACUUUGAUUCUAUUUGAGUGAUAGUGGUGAAACUUCGUGUAUAGUUUCAUUACACCACUAUCUUAACAAAGUUUGAUGCUGAACAUCUGAUUGGUCAAGACUUUAGAACACAAUAACUCUCCUUCUAAUUGAGGCAGAAUGUUCAAACUUCGUGUAGGUGACUAUUAGGUGAAUGCCUGGACAGAGUUCGAUCAUGUGCAUUUUCCUUUUAAGCUAAGCAGAGAUAAGCAAAUUGAUUGGUUGAGACUUUGGAACAAGAUAACUUUGGUUCUAAUCGGGUGCGAUGAAACUCUGAGUAUAGAUUCAUAAUAUCAAUACCUUGACUAAGUUCGAUAAUGAGAAUUUUCUGCUUAGGCUAAGUAGCGAUAAGCAAUUUAAUUGGUCAAGACUUUGAAACAUAACAACUCUGCUUUUAAUUGAGGUAGAAUGUUUAAACUUGAUGUAGAUGUUCAUUAUGUAAAUGUCUUGACUGAGUUCAAUGAUUAAAAUGUUUUAGCUGAAUCUAAGCAGAAUUUUAAGCAAUUUCAUUGGUUGAUGCUUUGGGACAAGAUAACUUAGAUUCUAACUGAUGGAGAGUGAUGAAACGUAGUGUUAGUUUCACUACCAGGUACUUCUAAACCUUGACUGAGUUUGAUGUGAACAGUUUAUGCUAGACUAAGUAUAGAUAAUCAGUUUGAUUGCUUGAUACUUUUGUAAGCGAUAAAUUUUGGGAUUUCAGCGGAAGACAUCAGCCUCACGGAUGGCUUGUUUAUAUUUAGACAUUUAUUCACAUGACAAGUCUAAAAUCAACUCUCUAGGCUAUUGGAUGGCUUAGGUAUUUAAUGCACUAUAACAUCCUUGCCACUGAAAUUUUCAUUAUCUAUUUUUUUAACUAUUAUAGCAAGAAUGAUCAGCUCUUUAUCUAAAUCUUACAUAAUGCAUCUUUAAAGAUUUGAGACUGCCUCUUAUAUAAUCGUACUUUGGGGGCAGAACCGUUUACAUGUACAGGUAUAAAUAAUAUUUUGGAUUAUGUAAAUUACAAAUGUAUAUCUAUCUAUAUUUAAUUUGUUAUAAAUUAUAUCUUUAUUUAAUUUCUGUAUUAAACUUAUGUUCUUUAAUAUUUUACAAAUUAUUGGCUUUUUUCAGCAUUCUGUCUCAGAUAUAAUUGCAUUUUUUUUUUCUUUUGUUCAUACAGGCAUUUUCUUAGAUACUUGUUAGGUGAAGGUAAUAUUUUUCUUUUUGAAUUGCGUUUGAUCUUUAAGUUAUAUUUAAUCUUAGAAGAACUUGAUUUAAUUUUUAUGACAUCAAUGAUUGUUCUCUUUUCCGUUAUUGAGUAGUGUAAAUUUUAACUACUGUAAGUAAGAGGAAUAUGAUUAUUCACAGCCUUAUUAUAUCCAUUUCAAAUUUAUUUUGAAGACUUUUAGUUAAUUAUUAUAAAACCAGUAUGACAAAUUUAAAGCAUGUCUAACUAAGUUGCAUUUAUCAUGUAUUAUUACAAAAGAUAUUUAACUAGAUUAAUAAUGUAUAUAGAACUUAAAGCUUUACUUUUUGACUUAUUGUGCUAUAUAUAUAUUAGUAGUAUUUUGUGCCAUAAUUUGAUGUGUAUAUUUUGAUCAUACAAUGAUGAAGACAUUUAUUUACAUUUCUGUAAAUGUAUAAAUAAUCUUCUGUGAUUUUUGUUUUAUUAAGUACAAUAAUAAACAUCAAUGUAAAUCACAA